Messenger RNA from Bactrocera latifrons, 429 nucleotides. Its product is annotated as protein D2-like. The transcript has 3 exons. NCBI's taxonomy places the organism in Eukaryota, Metazoa, Arthropoda, Insecta, Diptera, Tephritidae. The record is from RefSeq and is a predicted model, not a curated record. Bases 1 to 429 code for a protein of 142 amino acids.
AUGUUCAGUCAUAUUCAAGUAGUAAGCAGUGGAGGUGGACGCAAAAUGGAUUCAAGUGGUAUAAUUCCAGACGUCAUUGACACCAGUCUUGAAGGUCUAGUUUGGGACGUGGAAGAUAACGCUCUGUAUACUUUGUUUAUGGUAGACCCCGAUUCAAUUAAUCGGGAAUUUUUACGCUGGCAGGUAAUUAAUAUUGCAGGCAAUAAAAUAGCUGAAGAUCAAACUAUUGCGGAAUACAGGGGGUCUGGUCCACCAGAGGGCAGUUUCUUACACCGUUAUGUUUUCUUAGUUUUCAAACAGCCGGGAAAGAUUCAAAGUCGCGUUAGAACGAAGACAAGAGAUAAUUUGGGUGAGCCGUUCGCUGGAAACUUUUAUCAUGCGCAAUACGAUGAAUAUGUGCGGAUAUUAAAAUCACAAAUGAUUAACUAA